AUGUCGACCAAGCACCAGGAUGAUCUGGAGCCGCGUGCUUCUUCCUCAAGCGACGCCUCGCCCUUCAAAGACCCUGAUGUUCCUGCUGACCGAACCACAUCAGUGCACAGUAACAAGCAUAAGGUGAGCGCUGUUCGCGAUGCCGAUGCGUCGAGCGCACAUGAAGGUCAGCAGCCAGGCGUGAGCCGUAUCGAAGCGCUUUAUCGGGUCUUUCCACGAAACCACCCGGUGGUCUGGUUGGUCUACGCCAGUCUGGCCGCGGUGGCCAUCUGCUUCUCUCUGGAUCAGUCUACUACGGCUGCCUAUCAGUUGUACGCAACCAGAACGCUCGGAAAUCACGCCAAGCUGUUUGGUGUCAUUGCUACAGUCGAGGCCAUCAUCAACGCGGUCUCCAAGCCGUUCCUGGCCAAGAUUUGCGACGUUUUUUCGCGACAGACUGCUUACCUGUUGGUGGCCGUCUUUUACACGGUCGGCUUUGUUGUGGUGGCAUCGGCCCAGACACCUGGCGCUUUUGCCGUUGGAAGGAUCAUCACCGAAGUUGGCCAAGCGGGUUUCGAUCUGGUGACCGACAUUGUCGUUGCGGAUUUGAGCCCACUUGAAUGGCGAGGUGUUGCCACAGCCUUGACUUCGUCGCCUUACAUCCUGCUACCCUGGGUGGGCAACUUGAUCCAAGCACGUCUCAACACACCUGAUCGUCCCGAAGGCUGGCGAUGGGGCUACGGCAUGUUUGCGAUCAUGGCACCCGUCUGCGUUGCUCCUAUCAUCCUUGUUCUCAUGUACGUGGAUCGCAGGGCACGACAGGCAGGAGAACUCUCGUUUGCUUCAAGUCGACUCGAGACGCGGCGUGCGCAGGAACACGGCACACUCGAGGUGCGCCGAGACACGCUCAAGCAGCGAUACGCCAACUUGGUCCAGCUUUGCAAGGAGAUGGACUUGGUCGGCCUUUUCCUUCUGGCACUGUCGUUCGCUUUGAUCCUUGUCCCAUUCAGCAUCUACAAGGAUGCCGAUAAGCAGUGGCGCAACCCAUCGAUCAUCGCCAUGUUUGUCUGCGGCGGUGUCAUCCUUGGCAUGUUCAUUGCCUGGGAGAUGCUCUACUCGUCGCACCCGGUGAUGAACAAGCGAGUGUGGUACAACCGGACCUUCCUGCUUGCUGUUACCAUCGACAUCUUUUACUUCAUGGGCGGCAACAUUCGAUCGACCUACUACGGCAGCUUUGUGCUGGUCGGAACCAAUCUUUCCACUAGCAAUUGGGGCUACGUCGUCAAUGCACUUUCCACGAGUGCGCUGUCGCUCUUCGGUCUCCUGGCUGGUCUGUACCUUCGCUUUUUCCAUCGGUACAAGUUCCUCCAAAUUGGCGGCCUGAUGAUCCGAAUCGUCGCCAUGGGCUUGUACCUGUACGGAAGAAAUGGCAACCUGACCACCAUGGUGGUGGCCUGGUCCCAGGUUCUCAACUCGCUCGGCGGUGCUUGUUCGGUGGUGGGCACCCGUGUUGCCUCGCAAGCCUCGGUCCCGCAUCAGGAUCUCGCCUCGAUCAUUGCACAGCUGGGCAUGUGGACACGUCUUGGAGGCGCCAUCGGCUCCGCCAUUGCGGCGGGCAUCUGGACAGGCACGCUGCCGAACCACCUCGCCGAGACUACUUUGACGGCUGCUCAGCAGGCCAAAAUCUACGCAAGCCCGACUUCGGUCAAGACGGCGUACCCUUGGAACUCGGCUCUGCGCAACCAGAUCAAUGCUGCCUUCAGCAAGACAAUGACGCCCAUCUUUAUCACGUCGCUUGUGCUCGCGUUCAUUCCGCUGGCGGCAGGUCUGGUGAUGCCCAACUACUACCUGGGCAAGACGCAGAACGCAGUGGAUGGUACCGACAAUUCCGGUCAAGUCAUCGAGUCGCCCGAGAACAACCCCAACGCCAAGAUUAACAAACAGAAGAGCAUCUUUGCUCGCUUUAGGGGCAGCAAGUGA
This is a messenger RNA of Pseudozyma hubeiensis SY62, 1959 nucleotides long. RefSeq names its product siderophore iron transporter. NCBI's taxonomy places the organism in Eukaryota, Fungi, Basidiomycota, Ustilaginomycetes, Ustilaginales, Ustilaginaceae. Gene Ontology annotation, molecular function: transmembrane transporter activity. The record is from RefSeq and is a predicted model, not a curated record. Gene Ontology annotation, biological process: transmembrane transport. The transcript has 2 exons. The coding region runs from base 1 to 1959 and encodes 652 amino acids.